Messenger RNA from Hevea brasiliensis (rubber tree), 1331 nucleotides. RefSeq names its product non-functional NADPH-dependent codeinone reductase 2. Gene Ontology annotation, molecular function: aldose reductase (NADPH) activity. The record is from RefSeq and is a predicted model, not a curated record. The transcript has 4 exons. The coding region runs from base 168 to 1139 and encodes 323 amino acids. Gene Ontology annotation, cellular component: cytosol. Lineage: Eukaryota; Viridiplantae; Streptophyta; Magnoliopsida; Malpighiales; Euphorbiaceae.
CUAAACCACAUUUACUAAACAACGCAACAACCACUCAUUUAAAAAAUCUGUAUAUGUUCCAAUAUUGUAUCCUAUGAUGCACAAAAAAGGAUCAAACAGCAUAUUUUGGAAACUUCUUAUACUGUAAACUUGUUAAGAAAAGAAAAAGAAAACUUUUCAGAUCAGAGAUGGAUGGCAAUUCAUUGGUUAACAUCCCAGAAGUGCUUCUUGGUUCUAGCGGUCCUAGAUUGCCACUACUGGGCAUGGGAACAGCAACUUCUCCUCUAGUAGGUUCAGAUGAAAUUAAAACAGCGAUUCUCCAAGCAAUCGAGCUUGGUUAUAGACACUUCGAUACAGCCACAUUAUAUCGAACAGAGGAGCCACUCGGUGAAGCCAUUAUUGAAGCAUUAUCUCGUGGCCUAAUAAAAUCCAGAGAGGAGCUCUUCAUCACCUCCAAGCUAUGGUGCAGCGAUGCUCACAGUAAUCUUGUUAUUCCUGCCCUUCAGAAGAGUCUCAAGGCUCUUCAGUUGGAGUACCUUGAUCUUUAUCUGAUCCAUUGGCCUGUGAGCUCGAGACCAGGGAUCUAUGAGUUCCCAAUAAAGAAGGAAGAUUUUUUACCAAUGGACUUUAAAGGUGUAUGGGCAGCUAUGGAAGAGUGCCAUAAACUUGGCCUUACCAAAUCCAUUGGUGUGAGCAAUUUCUCCUGUAAAAAGCUGUCAGACCUUCUUGCCAUGGCAGAGGUACCUCCAGCAAUUAAUCAAGUAGAGAUAAACCCACUAUGGCAACAAAAGAAGCAAAUGGAGUUCUGCAAGGCCAAUGGAAUUGUUUUGACUGCUUAUGCUCCUUUAGGAGGAACCAUUUGGGGUAGCAACAGGGUUAUGGAGAAUGAAGUGCUCAAGGAGAUCGCAAAUGCUAAAAAAAAGAGUGUUGCUCAGAUCUGCCUGAGGUGGGCAUAUGAACAAGGAGUAUGCAUAUUGGUGAAGAGUUUCCACAGUGAAAGGAUGAAAGAAAACCUUGACAUAUUCAACUGGACAUUGAGUGAGGAAGAAUUAAAGAAAAUCAGUGAGAUUCCUCAGAGCAGAGGAUCCAGCGGAGUAGACUACAUCUCAGAUAAAGGCCCUUUCAAGACACUUGAGGAACUAUGGGAUGGAGAAAUCUGACAGAUACACGUAUACAAGAUGCAACUUUUGUUCCUCAACAUUCUUAUUUCGAUCUAUAAAUUAUUAGUUAGAUUUAACAGUUCUCUAACUUUAGCCCUCCGAUCCAUUUUAUCAUUAUAGAGUUAAAAUCCUAAAUUUGCAAAUCAAAUCAAAUCCUGGAGCCAUUAAUAAUAUAUAUUCCAUUGAAGCCUA